AUGAAGCGACUUUCAACUACUGGUCUUUGUCUGCUAGUGCUCGCCACAUCUGCUCAAGCGAUCGUAAUUGAGAAUCAGACCACAAAAACAACCGAUGUUGAUACUCAUUCAAAUUCCAACAGCACUCCUUUACUCGCCGAGGAAUCUUCUCAUCACAAAAAUUCUCAAGAUGCUUCCGCAAACCUAAAUGAUAUUCCAGCAUCGGAUCCUACUCCUAUAUCAGUUGAAGUUGUAGAAAUCAAUCCUAAUCCUGCACCUUCAACCAAUACGGGCACAGAUCCCAAUCCUGCACCUUCAACCAAUACAAACACAGAUCCCAAUCCUGCACCUUCAACCAAUACAGGAAAAGAUCCGAAUAUGCAUAGUACUCUACAAGAGGAGCUUAAACAUCACUUGACACCAGUAUCUUUACUCGAAACUGAAAUUUCGCUUGAUAAUUCUAAUACAGAAGAUUCUGAUUCUAAGGGUGAUACAGCCACUAAAGGGAAUAUCGAGAAGCGAGGCGGAGAUAAAUCAAGUGAACCUGAAAACUCUGCAGAGUCCAAACCUAACGACCCUAACCCUGAAUCAAAGCCAAAGUCCAAGUCAUCAGAUUCGAAAUCUAAAUCAGAGUCUAAAUCAGAAUCGAAAUCAGAACCUAAAUCUGAACCUGAACCUGAAUCAGCACCAGCACCAGAGCCGGCACCAGCACCAGAACCAGCUUUUCAACCAGAACCAGCUCCAGCACUUGAACCAGAGCCAGCUCCCGUGUUUCAACCAGAGCCAGAACCAAUACCAGUGUUUCAACCAGAGCCAGAGCCAGUGUUUCAACCAGAACCAGAACCAAUACCAGUGUUUCAACCAGAGCCAGAACCACAGGCUUCACCUCCUGAAGAAUGGAAUCAAAAAGAGAAUUCAUCUCAAGACUCGUCUUCGAAUCAUCAAAAGAAUAAUUCAGAUUGGACUCAGAAAAACAAAGACUCCAAAAAAGACAAAUCCGACAAACCUGAUAAAUCAAAGCAGAAUCAAGGCAAAAACAACUCCCAGGGUAAGGACAAUAAUAACAAUUCCAAGGGUAAGAAUAAUAAUAACAAAUCUUGGGGGAAAAACGACGAUCAUGUAGAUAAAGAUCAAGCGAAUCAGUCGAGUGGUUCUGAUACUUCUCAGAACUCUGCACAAGACUCCAAUAGUUCAAGUGCACAAUCGACUAAUGGUCAAUCUAAUAGCAAGACUGCCGAAAGCGAAAAAAUAAUCGCCACAAAAACCCCAGAAAAGGAGCAGUCAGACGACGGGCCAAAAACUAAUGUUAUAAUUGGAGUUGUUGUAGCAAUUUUAUCUGUUGUGUUGGCAAUUAUUGGAUUUGUUGCGAUUCGAUGGAACACACAUCAAAAGAAACUUCGCGCUUUGGAUAUCGAUCUACAGCUCAACCAAGAGAGCGCUUCGUCGCCUGGCCGUGCGCGAAUGUUAUAUCGCGCAGGAAUCAAGUCUGAUAUUAAUCUGACAAGCUAUACCAGUGCAGGCAUGUAUGGUCGAAAUUCACUGGCUGGCUCUCAUCAUUCUGGGGAAGAAGCUGUUGUUUCCAAUGGCGAUCAGCCUGCUAUACACAAGGUAUCCAACCCAUCUUCAGAAGAAUGUGGUGUACUGUCUGAAAACUCGGUCGUACCUCAACCCAUCUAUGCCUAUGCACAUUGUAGACAAAACUCACAAACCGAGUUCACACAUGGACAGUACGAGCCCUCGCUUCAGUUUGGAUACGGUCAGCAAUUUGACUAUUCUCAUCAGUACGAGCAGAGCCAACCGUAUUAUGGAUACUAUGCACCCCCACCUCCACCUGCCACGUCGCAAUUUGGGGUCUCGCUUGCUCCAAUUAUUGAGUAUCCUUCAUAUAUUGCUCCAAACCCACCACCACAUAUUCCGGGAACUCAUGGUGACUAUGCCGUAUACGGCUCUCCGGUUCAUCAAUUCGUUCAUCCGAUACAGACCAGCGACUAUAGUAUUUACACCACGUUACCACAACCUUAUAAUCAGACAACCACUACGACAAAUGUGCAUGCUUUAAAUGGCCUAGUAUUUCAACCCAUGGCGACGUUCAAUGAUGAUAGUGCGAUCAAUCUGGCAGAAGCUACACAUACCAGCUCCAUUACGUCCAACUCAUUUGCCUCGCCAUUGUUGCAUCGGAUUAAUACGAUUACUAGCUAUCAACCAUCGCCUCUUUUCAAUCCUGUCAUUGCUGAGCCAGAAAAGAAUACUUCAAUCUAUGACAAGGAUACACUCCCUAUGCAACCCCGCGACAAAGGUGAUCCAUCGCGACUAUCACCACCGCUGUUUGAUCCCUGUGAUGCCAGUUUGUAUCCCACGCUUGAGCAUGCCAUAACAGCCAUCACUCUAACGUCAAAGGGAGUAAAGCGCGAAUCAACUAAAUCGACUGUAAGAAGUGUGCCAGAUCAAGGACAGGGAUACGAUUUGGACAUGUUGGAUUCAUACUUUUCACCCAAAGAAUCUGGAGGUGAUCAAACAGUGUACAUGCACAAGGAUCAAAUCAAACGACUAAGUGGACUCUCACUCUAA
This is a messenger RNA of Batrachochytrium dendrobatidis JAM81, 2547 nucleotides long. RefSeq lists its product as uncharacterized. Lineage: Eukaryota; Fungi; Chytridiomycota; Chytridiomycetes; Rhizophydiales. The transcript has a single exon. Bases 1 to 2547 code for a protein of 848 amino acids. The record is from RefSeq and is a predicted model, not a curated record.